Molecule: messenger RNA, 1798 nt
Organism: Gordionus sp. m RMFG-2023
Lineage: Eukaryota; Metazoa; Nematomorpha; Gordioida; Chordodea; Parachordodidae
Product: bestrophin-2-like
Exons: 9
Coding region: 83-1798 (571 amino acids)
Molecular function (GO): chloride channel activity
Source: RefSeq, a predicted model, not a curated record
UCUGUUUUGAGACGGGGCCCAUCUAGUUAAAAGAAUUUAUGUUAUGAAUUUAUUUCACAAAUCAUAUUAAAUCUCAUAUCAAAUGACUAUAACCUAUUCUUAUUCUGUUGCAAAUGCAACUAUGGGAGGUUUCGGAAAAUUGCUUCUUCGAUGGAAAGGGAGUAUUUAUAAACUGAUGUAUAGAGAAAUGCUUAUUUUCAUUGGAUUGUAUACUAUACUUAGCAUGAUAUAUAGAUGGUGCUUGACACCUGUGCAGAAAAGAAUAUUCGAGAAAAUAGCACUGUAUUGCCAUACCUAUACCGAUCUCAUACCGCUUUCGUUCGUCUUCGGAUUUUACGUCGCCUUAAUAGUGGGACGAUGGUGGCAACAGUACAACGCUAUUCCCUGGCCAGACACCUUAAUGCUGAAGGUGACCUCCUACGUGGUAGGCGACGACGAGAGAGGCCAAAUGAUGCGAAGGACCAUGAUGCGUUACGCGAACUUGAUGCUAGUCCUGACGUUGCAAGGAACCAGCAUUUCCGUUAAAAAACGAUUCCCGACCUUGGACCAUUUAGUGGAAGCUGGGUUAAUGACGAAAGAAGAUCUAAGGAUGAUGGACAGUAUACCUAACGCUCACGGUAAAUGGUGGUUUCCUUCCAUAUGGUUUUGCACUCUAGCUGUGAGGGCGCGUAAAGAAAAUAGGAUUAGGGACGAUUACUUUUUGGAUAGGAUUAUUAGAGAUCUCGACGAUUUCAGGGGCAAAUGUGGUCUCUUAUUCGCGUACGAUUGGAUCAGCGUGCCUUUAGUUUAUACUCAGGUCGUGACACUGGCACUCUACACAUUUUUUUUGGCAACUCUCAUGGGGAGACAGUACCUGGACCCUCAUCAAAAUUACCCCGGUCGUGACGUCGAUCUAUACAUCCCACUAUUUACCAUCCUCCAAUUCUUUUUUUACAUGGGAUGGCUCAAAGUAGCAGAGCAACUGAUAAAUCCUUUCGGAGAAGACGACGAUGAUUUUGAGAUGAAUUGGAUAAUCGAUCGUAACAUGCAAGCUAGUUAUAUGGCUUGCGAUGCCAUGUUCAAUAAAUUGCCCAAACUGCAAAAGGAUAUAUAUUGGGGAGACAUAGAAUUCAGUGUUCCUUACACCAAGGGCAUCACGCAAAUGAAAGGGGAGCCAUUCAUAGGAUCGACCAUGAAUUUAGAUAUACCGCCCGAAGAUAUGGGAUUCGUACCAAUGGACACCAUACUAGAGGCCGACACGAAUGAAGACGAGUACGAUGAUCGAUCUUCCGUCUCAUCCGAUUCGGCUCGCUCUGAAAACCCCGAAGAAAAUGGACUCCUCUUGAACAAGGAACACAAACACAAGGGCAAAAAAAAAUUUCUUCUCAAUCAACGGGACAAGCAAGUCAUGAGAAACUUGGACGUACUCAAAAAGGUGGACGUUUUUAAGGACUUGGAGAAGAUCAAGAUGGUUGCCGACCUCAUGAUGAACAAAAAACAUGGUUCCGAAAAUCGCAACUCUAUUCCAGACUCCAGGCUGGCUUCGGUCACUAGCCUUCUCCACUCCUACCAUCAGAACAGGAAACACGAUAGUAACGCGAAUAAUAUCGCUCACGUUAACAAGGUAGACGAAGAUAUGGGAGAUCACAAACUCGACCGCAAGGAUCGGACGCAAUCGCGGACUAGUAGCGCCAAAAAGAAAAGCUCGAAUAGUAGUUUUUGGGGCGGGAGCGUAAAAUCGUUGAGGACCGGAAGCGUUGUUACCAUCGGGGGGCGAAAGGAAUCUGUUUUAAACGGUUCCCGAGGAUCAAGGGGUUAA